CAACAACGUCAAGCUCUUAGCGACACUCAUCUCCACUUCAUCACAAGUGCAACAACCCCUGACUCGUCACUAUCCAGACCUCGAUAUGUCCUUUCUCACUGCUCCUCUCGGCCGCAAUGGUCCACACGUCCCACGUAUUGGGUUGGGUCUUAUGGGAUUGUCCAUCUUCUAUGGAGCGACCAAACCGGAUAGCCAGCGUCUUGCACUCUUGGACAAGGCUCACGACUUGGGCCAACGCUUUUGGGAUACCGCAGAUAUGUACGGCGACAACGAGGACCUGCUCGGGAAGUGGUUUGCCGCAAACCCGAACAAACGCUCGGAUAUCUUCCUGGCAACGAAGUUUGCGAACAAGACCCUUCCAGACGGAAGCUCGGCCGUAGACAGCACACCUGAGUACGCCAGAACAGCUUGUGAAAAGAGCUUGCAGCGGUUAGGUCUGCCCAGCGUGGAUCUUUAUUACGUACACCGAGUCGAUCUGAAGACUCCGAUUGAGAAAACGAUGGAGGCGCUUGUCGAGCUAAAGAACGAAGGCAAAUUCAAGUAUAUCGGCCUUUCGGAAGUUUCUUCUUCCACUCUGCGCCGCGCACACGCAGUGCACCCGAUCACGGCCGUUCAGAUCGAGUACUCGCCGUUCGCUUUAGAGGCUGAAAAUGAGAAUGGCACCUAUCUCCUCGCAACCGCUCGCGAGCUCGGCGUGGCGGUUGUUUGUUACAGCCCCCUCGGACGCGGUUUAUUCGGCGGUGCUCUACGCUCGCCAGACAACUUUGAACAGAGCGAUUUCCGCAAACAUCUCCCUCGCUUCAGCCAGGAAUCCUUCUCCAAGAACAUUAAACUUGUAGAUCAGCUGACCGAGGUCGCCGACGAGAAAGGGGUCACUCCGGGCCAACUGACGUUGGCAUGGUUGUUAGCGCAAGGCGAAGACAUUUUCCCCAUUCCAGGCACAACGAGUCAAGAAAGGCUGGCGGAAAAUGGACAUAGCGUAACGAUAAACUUGACAGAGGAUGAGACGGCGAAGGUGAGAAAAUUGGUCGAUGCAGCUGAUGUGAGUGGGUCGAGGUACCCUGAGGCAUUCAUGUCGCUCUGUUAUGCCGAUACACCUGUAUUGUAGAUGUGGAAGAGGGAACUUGG
Boeremia exigua is the source of this 1128-nucleotide messenger RNA. RefSeq names its product NADP-dependent oxidoreductase domain-containing protein. NCBI's taxonomy places the organism in Eukaryota, Fungi, Ascomycota, Dothideomycetes, Pleosporales, Didymellaceae. The record is from RefSeq and is a predicted model, not a curated record. Bases 86 to 1108 code for a protein of 340 amino acids. The transcript has a single exon. Gene Ontology annotation, cellular component: cytoplasm.